This is a messenger RNA of Schistosoma curassoni, 504 nucleotides long. Lineage: Eukaryota; Metazoa; Platyhelminthes; Trematoda; Strigeidida; Schistosomatidae. The record is from the annotation of a GenBank genome assembly.
AUGAAAGAGAGGUGUCUUUCAGAUGUUCUAAUUACACGAAAGCGUUUCAUUGAAGAACUUCCAGCUGCCUACGGAGGGCAUCAGAAUCACUGGCGUCAUUUGGAUGGUAAAGUUGUCGAAAGGUUGGAUUACUUAUCUGAUGUACUUGAAUUACCAUCACUGAACUGCAAGCCAAAUUUGAAGCGUAUUAUCAACUUGCUUACUACAACAGUACAGCCUGAAGUAUUAAGUCCGAUGUCACGAUACAAACUGCUUCAAAUGAAACAAAAAUUGGUUCAAUGUGGUAAGGCACAGAAUAAAUUAGAGCAACACAGAGAGAAAACCCAAAAACAGAUGAAUUAUUUUAAUAGUUACAGUAAAGUCCCGAGAAAUAUGAAUUGUAUACAGAACUCACUCAAUAAAAAAACCGAUCUGCUUGCUCAUGAAUAUUUGGAUGAAAUGUCUGAUAAACUAGAAGAAGCAGAACAGUUGUACAAAUGGAGUCAAUGUCUACCUCAGUUGUGA